Messenger RNA from Boeremia exigua, 1910 nucleotides. Its product is annotated as nuclear localization protein-like protein NPL6. The transcript is spliced from 2 exons. Bases 115 to 1599 code for a protein of 494 amino acids. Gene Ontology annotation, molecular function: chromatin DNA binding. Gene Ontology annotation, cellular component: nucleus. NCBI's taxonomy places the organism in Eukaryota, Fungi, Ascomycota, Dothideomycetes, Pleosporales, Didymellaceae. The record is from RefSeq and is a predicted model, not a curated record.
GCGCGACUGUCCUUCACUUUAGAAUACUUCCUUUAAACCUUCCGCCGACAAGCUGCAUCCAAUCUCGGUUUGCAUGAGUACUGCGCUAGGCCCAAACCGAGCUUUCACUAAGCAAUGGCGCGCGGCCGCCCAUCUCGAGCUGCUGCAGCUCGUCGCAGCACGCCCGCGCGUAGCGCAACACCGCAACAAGCAAGCGAUGUAGAGAUGGACGACGUAGUGGAAUCACGCGCAGAUUCGCCAAAAGAAGAGGAAGAGGAGGAAGAGGAGGCAGGCUCAGUCGUGCCAGAGAACGAAGAGGAAGUUCCCUCCGAGCGCUCGCCGUCGCCAGCCAUUGUACAACCGUUUCCGCGCAAGAAGCGACUUGGACGGCCGCCUAAGAACAGACCACCGGACUGGAAUCAAGACCCCGACAAUGUUUCAGAAGGCGGUACACCCAUCAAGCGCAAACGAGGGCGGCCAGCUGGUGGAGGUCGAGGGCGCCCGCCCAAGGGUGGACCGUCGCAUACAACACGUGUGCCAAUCGAUAAGGAGGGCAACAUGAUGGAUGUCAUCAACGACGAGGUCGAUCUGCCUGAAGACGAGGAGGGCGAACAGAAAGUCGAUAAGCUGGGCAACCUCCAGGGCGGCCGGGACUACCGCGUGCGCAUCUUCACAAUCAAGGGCAGGGGCGAGCGACAGUACAUGCUGUCAACUGAGCCCGCGCGUUGUUGUGGAUUCAGGGACAGUUACCUGUUCUUCACUAAGCACAUGCAGCUUUACAAGAUCAUCAUAGACGAUGCCGAGAAGCGCGAUAUGAUCGACCGUGAAAUCAUUCCACACUCCUACAAAGGUCGCGCGAUCGGCGUAGUCACUGCACGCUCAGUUUUCCGCGAGUUUGGCGCUCGCAUUAUUAUCGGUGGCAAGCGCAUCACCGAUGACUACUACGUGACCGCAGCGCGAGAACGUGGAGACGUCGAAGGCGAGCUGGCGGACCCUAAUGACCGCCUUCCGCCACCAGGUGAGCCAUACAACAAGAACCAAUAUGUCGCAUGGCACGGCGCAAGUAGCGUCUACCACACUGGCGUUCCAAGUGUUCCCACAGCCAUCGGCGGCAAACCUGUUCCCGGGAAGAAGAAGGUUAAUAUCACGUCUGCGAACUGGCAAUUUGAGCAUGGUCGAGCAGCCAGCCGCUUCAAUACCUCACUUUCCGCCAUUCGCCGUGCGAACUUGGCCAACGGCACCUAUGAUCCUCACACAAACAUGAUGUGCUAUCCCAAAACCACACAGCCUACACAUGCCCGCUGGGAACGCGUGUCCGCCUCAGAGACUGACGUGCCACCAAUCGUCGCGCACAAAUAUCUCAUUGUGGACAAGAUAUUUCAACAACCACCCUUUGCUGGGUUGGGUCUCCCCGGACCAGAUGCAGACUAUAUCGACGUCGGAACUAACGGUCUGCCCAAUCUUGCGGAUGAGGUUCUAGCAGAAAUGAAGCCUGAUGAGCGCGAAGUCUUUGAGAAUCUGAAGGCAGAGGAGAAGGAAUGGAGAAGUCAGUGGGAUGGCGAGACAACUGAUGGAGCAAGGUGUAAGCCACGCAUAGGUUUUGUCGGCGUCCCGGUCUAGAAGAUCAGUGCUGGCGAACAGACCUAACAGCAUGCUAUGACCCGCCAGACGUGAAUUGAUACCAUAUGUUAGCACAAGGUUGGAACGAUUUCAACGAGAUGGACGGAAGGAAGUAUGUGAUAUACAGUACCAUGAGCCUGCGUGGUUCAGGUACAGCAUUAUGCUUGAUAAGCUCGCGUGCUUCUCCCACUUACAACAUCGGCAACUGCCUAGCUUAAUUAUGAGGGCAACGAGAACUACAAUGUUAGCAGAGUGCAACCUCCUUAUAAAUAGUCUACUAAACAUCAUCUCCAACGUUUCUGAAUCCUUCC